UCUGGAGGAAAAGCUGCUGUGAAUCAGUAAAAAUGUCUAAAGUCCAAACGCUGAGAGCUUUUGUGAAGCAGCGACUAACUGCGGCUGCUGAAGAGAUAUUUGAGCAGUUUGAAAGAACGAUAGCAGAGUACGAGGAGGAAGUUUGUCGACAACAGAAACUACUGGACGCUGUUUUCAAGCCUGAAGUCCGGUUACACAGAGCAGAUGACCAGCAGCUUUUAGUGAGUCAAGACGAGUGGAGUCCCAGUCUGGACCAGGAGGACCCACCAGAGCUGCCACACAUUAAAGAGGAGCAGGAGGAACCCUGGAGCAGUCCGGAGGGAGGGCAGCUUGGAGGGCUGGAGGAGUUCACAUUCAGUCCUGUCCCUGUGAAGAGUGAAGAGGAUGAUGAAGAGAAACCUCAGUCGGAAAAGGACAGAGAUGCAGAGUAUGUGAAAACAGGAGCUGAUGGAGAGGACUGUGGAGGAUCAGAACCAGACAGGAAGUUUAGUCCAGAUCAUUUACAACCAGCUACUCAUGACAAGACUUCAGACUCCUCUGAACCUGAGACUGAUGACAGUUGUAGUAAGUGGGAGGAGAGCAGAGAACCUCAGUCAGGCUUAAAGCCUGGAAGUGAUCUGGAAGGUAACUCUGGAAAAACAUCGAUCAGCUCCUCUGCUACAAACUUUGGCCACAUGGGAAACCUGCAGAGACGACAAACAGUGGCACCGUUUAGUUGCUUGGUGUGUGGUAAAAGAUACCACCACAGGAAAACCUUCAGUAAUCAUAUGAGACUUCAUUCAAAAGAAAAAACAUUCAGCUGCCCAAUCUGUAAAAAAGCGUUUCCAUGGAGAGGAGACAUUCCGACACACAUGAGAAUCCACACAAGGGAGAAACCCUUCACUUGUCCAGUUUGUGGCAAACUAUUUGGACAAAAAUCACAUCUCAACCAACACUUUACUGUCCACACGGGGGAGAAACGCUUCAUUUGUUCACUGUGUGGGAACGGAUUUUCACGACAAGCAACUUUGAUACGACAUUCGGCUGUCCACACGGGAGAGAAACCAUUCAGUUGCACAGCUUGUGGGAAAAUAUUUGCACUGCAUGAUAAUCUGAGACGACACAUGACUGUCCACACGGGGGAGAAACCAUUCAGUUGCAGUGUUUGUAAUAAAAGAUUCACUCGGCGUCAGAUUCUCAAAAAGCACAAGUGUGCUGGUGAGAAGCCGCAAAAGAAAAUGAAGCCGCAGUCACAAAGUAAAUAAGCUGAGCUGCCUUUUUCAGGCAGGACUGAAGCACAGAGGGCAACAUUCGGCUGAACACGGAUCAGUUCAAAACUGUGAUACCAACUCCACCGAAGUCAUGUUUCAUCUUUCCAGUGAAGAUGAAGGCACAAGAUUAUUUUUAUUCUGUUUUAUCUGUGUUAGGUUAUUUAAUUGUUGUCCAGUAACUAUGCAUCACAUGUAUUCAUUGAUUUAAAAUGAAUUAAAAUUGUGUUUUGUCACCUGUACAGCACGAUGGUCAACAUGUGUCAUAAGAUUUCUAAAAGAAAUGACCUGACUUACUUCCCAAUAACACCAUUUCUUUCUAAUUUAACUGGCUCUCUGGGUCUUGAAUUGAUCUCUCUUUAUGUCUGGUUGAGUCUCAGAUUCGUUGUGUCUGUCCACAGGUCAGCUGGCUUUGGGUCUCAUGUCUCUGAUGUCAUCUUUGACAGGUGAAUGAGCAUCAGGGCUGAGAGACAGACUGUGACUGACGAGAUCUGGACUUGGUUUUUAUUCUGGUGAGAUUUCAGAAUCUCCUCUCACAUGCUGCACAGCUCAAAGGCGGCAGAAGAGACGGCUCUUACAUCGAGUCUGAGCUGCUGCGAUGAAGCUAACAUCCUCGGCAUAGAAGACAGAGGACGAGUGCGUUCAGAAAAACAUGAAACAGAACUUGUUCUUCAUCCGACCUGAUUCACAGUUUAACAAGUGGGUGACUGGACUUCUCAGCCUGACUAGCUUGCUUGUUAGCAUUAGCUUGCCACGUUCCCGUGCCUCUUACUCUGUUUGUGUUUACCGUGUAAUAGAUGAUGAAUGUGAAACACCUGUUUGUCUUCUAGAUGCGGAUGUGAACGAUGAAUCUUGCACCACAUUUUGUUGUGCUGAUUGUUCGCUUCACGUCAUGGAGCCGUGUCUCAGAUACAAGUCUUUUCUUCUUCUCUGGUUUCAGUUUGACGUUUCUUUGUUGGUGGCUGAAGGUCAGAGCAGCUGCUCAAUGUCUGUUGUAUUUUAGACAUCUGUAACAGUCGGUCGCUUCAUCGAAUCAAAUGUGUCGACACAAACGUAAUCAGUAUGUAUUGAUGACCGAUGACUGUUGAUGAUUGGUACACGGAGGCAUGAUUUCAAACACCUAUAGCGACGAUGUGCAGCCCUGUUUACUGCAGUUUGUUUUGUUGUGGCAACAAACCUCCAUGUGACUACAAAGACAAAUUCCUCCACCCAGGCUCAGGAAGCAUAAAGAGGGAGCUUUGUACAGAAGCGACUGUUGGUGUCAUGUUCGAUAACUUCCUGUGUUGCUCCACCCUCUGCUAUGAUUCAGAUUUUAUUCAAUUAAAGGCCCUAAAUCUACUGAUUCUAAAAUGUUUGUGUGUUCCUGAUGGCCAUUUUGUCUGUUGAUGAUUCCAGAUGAACUGAUGGAUUUUCAACACCUCUCAUAUCACGACUGCCGUCCCUCAGGAUUGGAAAGAGUCUCUGCAGUACUGUUCUCACUGCUUUCAGCAAGUAUUGUCCCUGUUGUGCCAAACUCAUGGAAUCACUAGUUAAUGUC
Messenger RNA from Chelmon rostratus (copperband butterflyfish), 2784 nucleotides. RefSeq names its product gastrula zinc finger protein XlCGF28.1-like. Lineage: Eukaryota; Metazoa; Chordata; Actinopteri; Chaetodontiformes; Chaetodontidae. The transcript is spliced from 2 exons. Gene Ontology annotation, biological process: regulation of DNA-templated transcription. The record is from RefSeq and is a predicted model, not a curated record. Gene Ontology annotation, molecular function: RNA polymerase II cis-regulatory region sequence-specific DNA binding; DNA-binding transcription factor activity, RNA polymerase II-specific. The coding region runs from base 33 to 1244 and encodes 403 amino acids.